AGCCACGAUUCCUGGACCGCAAAUCCCAGAGUGCAAUGCGGUCACGCCCGCCUUGUACGUUCGAGCCUGCCCUCUUAGAGGUUCCGGGGGCCGGUGGCAUUUACUUCCGGCAGCAGGCGGUGGGACAAUGUCUGCGCUUCUCCGAGCUGUGCCUAGGUUUCCGGGAAAAACUGCGUGGGGACGGCCUCUCCAUGGGCUGUGGUGCUGCAGUGGGCAGGAGGAUCCUAAGAGGUGGCUGGGGAGCAGCACGUCACCCACCUCAAAGGAGAAAUUACCAGACGCAGAGACUGAGAAAUUCCGGAUGUUUUACCGUUUUGAUGCCAUCAAAUCCUUCGGGUACCUGUCUCGACUGAAGUUGGCACAGACUGCCCUGACAGUGAUAGCUUUGCCACCAGGCUAUUACUGGUACUCCCAGGGCCUCCUGACUCUCAAGUCCCUUUGCAUCAUGAAUGGGGUGUCAUGCUUUGCUCUGGCCAUGCUCUGCUGGAUGAGCUAUUUCCUUCGGAGACUGGUUGGCAUUCUGUAUCUCAACGAGUCUGGCACCAUACUGCGGGUGGCCCACCUGAACUUCUGGGGCUGGCGGCAGGACACAUACUGUCCUGUGGAAGAUGUGAUACCCCUGACGGAAACCAAGGACGGUCCUGAGGAGCUGUUCAUGCGUAUCCAGCAAUACAGUGGGAAACAGACCUUCUACUUCACCCUGCGUCAUGGUCGCAUCCUGGACAAAGAGUGUUUCAUACAGGUGUUUGGGGCGCUGCAGACAUUAAAGUGAACAACUGGGAGCUGGACCUCUGGGUAACCCUGGGUUGCCUGGAUUGACAGGAAGGCCGAGGGUGUGCGCAAGGUUGAAGAAAGGGGAUUGAGUACUUGGAGACUUUGCCUGGACCCCUGGGAACAUGUGUUUUGUGAUGUAGAAAUUUACAAGG
Messenger RNA from Cebus imitator (Panamanian white-faced capuchin), 926 nucleotides. It is a transcript of the gene TMEM186, whose product is annotated as transmembrane protein 186. Gene Ontology annotation, cellular component: mitochondrion. Bases 128 to 772 code for a protein of 214 amino acids. Lineage: Eukaryota; Metazoa; Chordata; Mammalia; Primates; Cebidae. The record is from RefSeq and is a predicted model, not a curated record. The transcript is spliced from 2 exons.